Messenger RNA from Cervus elaphus (red deer), 1612 nucleotides. RefSeq names its product IgLON family member 5 (gene IGLON5). Gene Ontology annotation, cellular component: neuron projection. Bases 97 to 1107 code for a protein of 336 amino acids. The record is from RefSeq and is a predicted model, not a curated record. NCBI's taxonomy places the organism in Eukaryota, Metazoa, Chordata, Mammalia, Artiodactyla, Cervidae. The transcript has 8 exons.
CGGGGUCCCCCUCCCCCUCCCCCCUCUCCCCCCAGGCCUCGCGCGCCCCGGACCGGCCCCCCCUUUCCCCUCCCCCUUCGCGCCGCCGCUGCCGCGAUGCCCCCCCCUGCGCCCGGGGCCCGGCUCCGGCUUCUCGCCGCCGCCGCCCUGGCCGGCCUGGCCGUCAUCAGCCGAGGGCUGCUGUCUCAGAGCCUGGAGUUCGGCUCUCCUGCCGACAACUACACGGUGUGUGAAGGCGACAACGCCACGCUCAGCUGCUUCAUUGACGAGCAUGUGACCCGAGUGGCCUGGCUGAACCGCUCCAACAUCCUGUACGCGGGCAACGACCGCUGGACCAGCGACCCGAGGGUGCGGCUGCUCACCAACACGCCCGAGGAGUUCUCCAUCCUCAUCACCCAGGUGGGGCUGGGCGACGAGGGCCUCUACACCUGCUCCUUCCAGACCCGCCACCAGCCGUACACCACUCAGGUCUACCUCAUCGUCCACGUCCCUGCCCGCAUCGUGAAUAUCUCUUCGCCUGUGACAGUGAAUGAGGGGAGCAACGUGAACCUGCUUUGCCUGGCUGUGGGACGGCCAGAGCCCACGGUCACCUGGAGGCAGCUCCGAGACGGCUUCACCUCCGAAGGCGAGAUCCUGGAGAUUUCCGACAUCCAGCGGGGCCAGGCCGGGGAAUACGAGUGCGUGACGCACAACGGGGUUAACUCCGCGCCGGACAGCCGCCGAGUGCUGGUCACAGUCAACUAUCCUCCGACCAUCACCGACGUGACCAGCGCCCGCACGGCUGUGGGCCGGGCCGCCCUCCUGCGCUGCGAAGCCAUGGCGGUGCCCCCCGCGGAUUUCCAGUGGUACAAGGAUGACAGACUGCUGAGCAGUGGCACGGCCGAGGGCCUGAAGGUGCAGACGGAGCGCACCCGCUCGAUGCUUCUCUUCGCCAACGUGAGCGCCCGGCAUUACGGCAACUACACGUGCCGCGCAGCCAACCGGCUGGGAACGUCCAGCGCCUCCAUGCGGCUCCUGCGCCCAGGAUCCCUGGAAAACUCAGCCCCGAGGCCCCCAGGGCCCCUGACCCUCCUCUCCGCCCUGGGCUGGCUGUGGUGGAGGAUGUAGGAAGAACCCAGUGCCGCUGGAGUCCCCCUGCGAGGGGGGCCUGAGGCCGAGAGCGAGAGAAGCAGGGGGAGCAAGCGCCGUGGGUCUCGAGGGGCGGAGGAGCUCUCGGCCGCUGAGGAAGAAGAGGAAAAGGAAGAGGAGGAGGGAAGAUCUAUAGAGAACCCAUCACUGUGAGGGAUAACGCAAAAUUAUGCAUCUUUCUACAGCCAUUCUCGCCACCGUUCACCUUUCCGAUUGUGACCCACCCCUGGCCACCCCCACACCCCUCUCUUAGCUCAGGCUGUCAACUGGAUCGCGCGCGUGUGGUGGGUGUGAGCGUGAGCGCGUGCGUGUGUGUGCAUGUGUGUGUGUGUGUGUGUAUGGAUGGGUGGGUGGGUGGGUGGGGAAGGGGGCUCAGCACCCUUCCCUCCUGGACACCCCCCCAACAUCCACUGCCCCCAUCCCCGCUGUCUCUCACCUCUGGCUGGAGGUAGGUAUGGGGGUCUUCUUGCUGGAAGUUGUGAGG